UCUCUCUCUCCCUCGUCCAUUAGAAAUACAAUAAUAAAGGAAGGUGAAGAGGACAUAGACAGAUAUGGUGGGGAUGCACACGUGUUAGAAGCCCAGCAGCACACUGUGAGCCUGAGGACAGUGCUGGCCUUGUUGGGCGCCCCUGGUUUGGUUUAUAUGGAAACGGCCACCCAAGCGCCGAAACAAAGGGUUUGGACGAGUCUCUUCUAGUCUCUUACAGAAGAAACGCCCACUGAACAGUAAGCAUAUAUACAUCCUCAGUCUUCCACUUCAACAUACACUUGUCAUAGUGCAUAUAAAUACACAGAGAAAAGAGGGCUGUUGUCAAAGUACUUUUGAGGACUCAAAAACUUGACCUUUGAGGUGGCAGAAAUAGAAAAAGAGAGAAAUAAGACGAGAAGGGAGAUGAUACUGGUGGCGAUAGUGGCGGAGAUGAUGGAGGAGUACACGGUGCUGUUGGCGAGGGUGCUGGAGCAUCUUUUCCAUUCCGUGCCUUUCCCAAGGCGGGUUCGUUUUCUCAUCCUCCACAGUCUUCCUUACUCUACCGCACAUCCUGUCCCCGCCUAAUUCCCCCCCUAAAAAAAAACCCACCCUUCUUCAUUUUAUUUUUCCUGUUCUUCUUAUAGUUUUAACGCUUGGUAGCUGAGUUGCGGGGAUUCUGAAUUUUUGUACACAUGAUUUUGAACCUUUUUUUUGUUCUGUAGUUCUGUUUAGUUGUUAUUACUCAUGGUGUUCUUGGGCAUCAAGUUCCAUUUUAUGAAUUUCUUGUACUUUUUUCUUUCU
Messenger RNA from Juglans regia (Persian walnut), 783 nucleotides. RefSeq lists its product as uncharacterized. The transcript has a single exon. The record is from RefSeq and is a predicted model, not a curated record. NCBI's taxonomy places the organism in Eukaryota, Viridiplantae, Streptophyta, Magnoliopsida, Fagales, Juglandaceae. The coding region runs from base 406 to 567 and encodes 53 amino acids.